This is a messenger RNA of Prunus armeniaca (apricot), 1200 nucleotides long. The record is from the annotation of a GenBank genome assembly. Lineage: Eukaryota; Viridiplantae; Streptophyta; Magnoliopsida; Rosales; Rosaceae.
AUGGCAGCGCUCUACAUUCUCAAGAGCCUCAGAUCCGCACACCCAAUAUUCUCUUGUUUAUCUUGCAAAAACCAGCUCGCAGUCGAAAGGUUUGCAGUAGCAGAUUCACACUUUCCUCUUCAAAAUCUAUCAUUCUGCAGACCCGUCACGACCAAAAUCUCAGCAGAGCAAGAUGAUUAUACAGUCUCUUACCUCGUAAACUCAUGUGGGUUGUCGCCGGAAUCAGCCAUUCGAGCAGCCCAGAAGGUAAAGCUGCGAUCUUCAGAGAAAGCAGAUUCCGUUCUGGCCCUUUUGAGAAACCAUGAAUUCUCCAACGCCGACAUCUCAAAGCUUGUAAGGAGACACCCACUAGUUCUCAUGGCCGAUGCCGAGAAAACCCUUCUGCCCAAGCUUGAGUUUUUCUGCUCCACAGGGAUAUCAAGGAUGGAUCUUGCCCGAACUCUGAGCUAUGAUCCGGCCCUUUUGAAGAUAAGCUUGCAAAACCAGAUUAUACCCGCUUACAACUAUCUGAAGAGCUUGCUGCUCUCUGAGGAUAAGGUCAUGAAGGUUUUGAAGAACAAGCCAUGGAUUUUCCUGGAAAAUCUAUCCAAGAACGUCGUGCCCAAUAUUGAGCUGUUGAGAGAAUUAGGAAUGCCCUCCUCUGGCAUUGCUCUGUUGCUAGCUCAUGCUCCGAAUAUCGUGAUGAAAAAGCAUGAGUUGUUCAGUGAGAUUGUGGGUGAGGUCAAAGAACUGGGAUUUGAGCCAAUGAAAUCGAGCUUUGUGUCUGCCAUACGCGUAUUGUCUGGGAAGAAGACAAUAUGGAGCAGAAAUUCAGAGGCUUAUAGGAAGUGGGGUUGGUCUGAGGAUGACAUUCUCUCUGCUUUCAAAUUGAACCCCAUGUGCAUGACCAAGUCAGAGAAGAAGAUCAUGGAAACAAUGGAAUUCUUGGUAAACAAGAUGGGAUGGCCCUCAGCAAGCAUUGCAAAAUAUCCAACGGUCGUGUGUUUGAGUUUGGAGAGGAGAAUCAUCCCAAGGUGUUCGGUUGUAAAAGUUCUGUUUUCGAAAGGAUUGUUGGUUGAAGAAAAUUUGAGUUUGGCCAGUGUGCUUUGUCCUGCGGAGAAGCCCUUCUUGGAGAGGUUUGUGAUCAGAUAUCUCGACCAAAUACCUCAGUUGUCCAAUGUGUACCAAGGGAAAGUGGAUAUCCACGACAUAUAUGAUUGA